UAAAUUUUGGGAAAGAGUCCGACCCGGAGCCGUCCGCGCAGUCUCCCGCUCCGAAACAGGGAGUAAACGGCCAAAGGUCUAGCAGGAGUAGCUGCAAAGCGGCUUCGUCGCCGCGGGAAUGAGCACUAGGAAACUAAGAACUUUCAAAAAAUGGAUGAACUGGGAACGCGUAGAGUGCAGCGACGCCUUGGAGCUCGUCGAAGCGGGAUCCUCCUUCUUUGUCAGAGCUGUCUCCGAUUUGCACGACGGCGAUGUGGUGGCGAAAAUCCCCAAGGAGAGCUGCUUGACGAUUAAAACGUGUGGUGCUCGGCAAAUGAUUGAGGAAGCUGAGCUUGACGGCUACUUAGGCCUGGCCGUAGCUCUCAUGUAUGAGCGGAGUCUCGGUCCCCUCUCCCCCUGGUAUGGUUAUCUUCAGCUUCUCCCCCAUUCGGAGCCUAUCCCUUUGCUUUGGCCUCUCUCUGAUAUUAACUCUCUUCUUGCUGGCACAGAGCUCCACAAGGCAGAUUAUUAUAGAAGACAAGAUUCUAAUCCACGAGGACUGGAAAGAGUGCAUCCAACCUCUUUUGGCCAAUUCUACCUUGGGACUUAACCCAGAACAUUUUGGUAUUGAAGAAUAUUUUGCUGCAAAAAGUCUUAUUGCUUCUCGGUCAUUUCAAAUUGAUGAUUACCAUGGAUUUGGGAUGGUUCCCCUUGCAGACCUUUUUAAUCACAAGACUGGUGAUGAGGAUGUGCACUUCACAUCCAUAUCCUCCUACUCUGAUUCAGAUGGUGAUGUGAAUGGUAAGAAUAGUAACAUUGAGUACCAACAUAAUAGCAACCACGAACCAGCUAACCAGAAUCUAUAUUCAGAGGUAGAUUCUUUGGGUGAGAGUGACUUAGAUUCCUCUUCAAUACAAGGGGAUGAUCCUUCAGCUCUAGAAAUGAUCAUGGUGAAAAAUGUGAAAGCUGGAGAAGAGGUAUUCAAUACAUAUGGAUCCUUAGGUAGUGCUGCAUUGCUGCAUAGGUAUGGAUUCACUGAGCCAGACAAUCCCUAUGAUAUUUUAAACAUAGACUUUGAAUUGGUGCUUCAGUGGAGCUCUUCUCAGUUCUCAUAUCGCCACACUAGGAGGAGGGUUUCACUGUGGAGAAAGCUGACUUGUUCUGGAUGUGUCAGUCAAGACGCUGAAUAUUUUGAAAUCACAUUCCACGGUGAACCACAAAUUGAGUUAAUAAUUUUGAUUUACAUAAUGUCGAUGUCAGAUGAAGAAUAUGGAGAAGCCGAUCUUGCUAUAUCGGUCAUGGGUGGUGAUGUCAGGAAAUCCUGGCAACUAUUUUUAUCAAACAAUGGAGUUGCAUUUGAAAAUGGAUUAGAAUUUGGGAGGAAUUCAUUGCUCAGAGAACGCAUUCACAUGGCUCUUUUGUCACUAGCAGAUGCCCGAGAGAGUUUAUAUGGUACUAAGUCUCUCAGAAUUGACAUUGAUAAUCUGAAUAGGAGCUCUCAGUUGACCGAACCUAAACUGUAUCAUUCAUUGAUGCUACGUAUAAGCGAGAGGAAGAUCCUUCAAAAGUUAAGAAGUUAUGCUUCUACACUGCAGAUAACCAAGAAAGGUGCAAAAAGAAAAGGUAAUAAAGAUGUGGGUAGAAUCAAGUGACCCGUUAUUGACUGGGGGAGGUGUAUGAGCUCUCCAGAGAAGGUGAACUUUCAAAUUUUGAUUUUGACGAGUUCAAAUUUUGAAAUUUUUAUUAUAUGACUUUACUGAAUCCCUUUUUAAUUUUUUAUGAUCAUUCGAUCUCAACCGUAUAAAUGUAACUUUAAUGAUGUGUCCCAUAUUAAAAAUGGACCAUCUUCACUAUCCUUGUCAGGUGAUUGGAAUUUAGGGAGUGUGAUUGAAUUUAUUGAUCAGAUGCAAAC
Molecule: messenger RNA, 1891 nt
Organism: Cuscuta epithymum
Lineage: Eukaryota; Viridiplantae; Streptophyta; Magnoliopsida; Solanales; Convolvulaceae
Source: the annotation of a GenBank genome assembly